Messenger RNA from Coregonus clupeaformis (lake whitefish), 3342 nucleotides. Its product is annotated as EF-hand calcium-binding domain-containing protein 4B. Gene Ontology annotation, molecular function: GTPase activity; GTP binding; calcium ion binding. NCBI's taxonomy places the organism in Eukaryota, Metazoa, Chordata, Actinopteri, Salmoniformes, Salmonidae. The coding region runs from base 440 to 2887 and encodes 815 amino acids. The record is from RefSeq and is a predicted model, not a curated record. The transcript has 18 exons.
CUGUCAUUCCAAUAAUAUGAAUUACCUGUUGCAUGUUGAUAUUUAACGGGCGCUCCGUCUACCUUACGUAGUGAUUAUUAGUGAAAACUCGAUCCCUAAAUCCCCUCGGGCGACUGCCCCAUGACAUCACAUGGUAUGCGAUUUACUUUUCAAACGGUCGUCUGAGAGGCAAGAACUUCCUAAAUAGGAAGUGCGAUCAACGCUCUCCAUUUUGGUCCAUGUUGUAAAUUUCAGGGCUAAUAUCUUUGUAUCUUUUGGAGUUAAAAAGGAACCUGGGAACAAGACAAACCAUUUACUGAGAUAUGAACACUACACAGACCAUUUACUGAGAUAUGAAAUCUCCUAGACAGUCUCUGUGGCCUCAUCACUACUGACUUGUGGUGUCUGGUCUCAUCGCUCACCAUGACCCCAACCGGCCAGGCCGAGGAGUGAAACAGACAUGUCUGAUUCGACCUUGUUCAGAGCCACCAGAAUACUCUGCAGAAGUAUAUCUAGUGAUAUGGAGGAGUCUGAGGCCAAGGGCAAAGGAGGAGCUGUCCCCAUGAGGAAGAGUUCAGACAGGAGGGGUUCUGACUGGGGAAGCAUCGCCAUGCUGGAUAAGACCAAAGAGUUCUUCCAGACCUGCGAUGUGGAGGGCAAAGGCUUCAUCACACGCACCGAUAUGAGGAGGCUUCACAGAGAACUACCCCUCAGUGCUGAGGAACUGGAGAAUGUCUUUGACUCCCUGGAUACUGACCAGAACGGCUACCUCACCCUUGAAGUGUUCUCAUCAGGAUUCAGUCAGUUCCUGCACGGCCGAAGGAUCUCUGUAGCCGAGGACGCAGUACCCGCUCUCCCCACUUCGAGGAAGCCCUCGGAAGCCCUAUACCAGAGCCAAUGGGACGAGAGGUUAACUGGAGGGGGGGAGGAUGACGAGGAGAGUCACUUCUGUAUGCUGCUGGAGAGCCUAGGGGCCAGCAAUGUAUUCCAGGAUCCAGGCGAAGUGCGCAGCUUGUGGGCCCAGCUGAGGAGGGACGAGCCUCACCUCUUGUCCAACUUUGAGGAGUUCCUGGCCAGAGUCACCUUCCAGAUCAAAGAGGCCAAAGAUGAGAGGAGGGAGAUGGAGAGUGCCCUGCAGAGGAAAGCAGCCACACACGACAGUGAGAUCCGCCGUCUGUAUGAAGAAAUGGAGCAACAAAUGAAAAGUGAGCAGGAACGGCUGCUCCUCCAGGACUCGGAGCGUCUCCAGUCUCGUAGUCACGACCUGGAGCACCAGCUGUCCAGUAAGGAGAGAGAGCUGGAGCAGCUCUUCCAGAAACAGAGGAGGUUGGAGCUCCAGUGUCGCGACCUGAGCAGUGAGCAGCAGGAGAACCAGGUGGAGAACGUCAAGCUGAAGAUGACCAACGAAGAGCUUAGCAGAGAGCUGGAGAGCACCUGUCAGGAACUGUCCCUGGCCCAGGAACAACUGACCAUGUUGCAGGACCAGGCUGCCCGCCUGCACCAGGAGAGAGAGAUGGAAAUGUACCGAGUCACUGAGGGACUACAGAGAGAGAAACAGAGCCUGAUGAAACAACUAGACCUUCUCAGAGAGAUGAACAAACAUUUAAAAGACGAGCGAGACAUAUGCUGUGCUGUGAACCCCAGGAACUCCCUCAAACAGAAGCAGAAGCAGAGAGCAGGCUUGGUCAAUCUGUUUGCAGACACCAGCCAGCAGCCGGUUAAAAGUGAGGACGAUAUGGACGCCGCUUGUCCAGCACGUUCGCCGAAAACCAACUACGGCUUGGCCAACGGCUACCACGACUCCAACACCUGGUCCCCGACCCAGGUGGCUGAUGGGAAGGUGGAGACGGUGGUUGAGGUGGAGGCGCAGGGGGUGAGGGGGGUGCGGGUGAAGGAGAGGAUCUCCAAGUUCGAGUCAGAGAAGACCCUCGCCCCCACCCAGGAAGAAAGGGAGAGGGAGAGGCACACAGAGUACCAGAGUAAGCCGGAGGUAGGGGGCGACGGGCUGGACGGUCCCCCAGACGGGUGGCCUCUCCGUCGGGUUAUCUCCAUCGAGGAGGACCACCUCCCCCACCUGCUUCACGGAGGGCCCCAGCCCCUGCUGCACCAGCUCAGUGAGCAAGACGACGAGGAGGAAGAGGAGGAAGAGAAGGAAGAUCUGGAGAGUGGUGUCCUCUUCGCCCCUGUUCCUCUACCCGUCCCGGUCACGACAGUGUCCCCCUCCAAACACAGAGGUCGUUUCAGCAGAAUCAGAAACGCCCCCUCGUCACCUCGAGGACAGCCCGUCGGCAAGGAGACCCAACAUAGGGUGAAGGAGGGGGCGGUGCCUGCCCCUGACCGCCUGUUUAAGGUGGUUCUGGUGGGCAACUCCAGCGUUGGCAAGACUUCCCUGCUGCGCACCUUCUGUGACGGCCACUUCCACCCCUCCACCUCCCCUACUGUGGGUGUUGAUUACAGUGUGAAGACUCUAAUGUUGGACAACACCCAGGUAGCCAUGCAGCUGUGGGACACGGCAGGGCAGGAGAGAUACCGUAGCAUCACCAAGCAGUUCUUCCGUAAGGCGGACGGCGUGGUGGUCAUGUAUGACGUCACGGUGCUGGACAGCUUCAAGGCUGUGCGACCCUGGUUCAUCAACGUCCAGGAAGCUGCGGGAGAGGGCAUUCCCAUCCUGCUCCUGGGCAACAAGAUGGAUGCGACGUCCGAGAGGAAGGUACCACUCAGAGAUGCAGAGUAUCUGGCCAAUGACACCCGUGUGAUAUUCUACGAGGUCAGUGCUUACACCGGCUACAACGUGACAGAGGCCAUGGUCCACCUGGCCAGAGUACUGAAAGAGCAGGAGGAUCGGGUGAGAGACACUGUUGUCUUACUGGAGGCCCUGCCCAUCAAGAAGAAAGCCUGCUGCAAGUAAAGCCACUCUGAGACAGAAAGAGAGUGUGAGAGAGAGCAUUUGGAAAGGGUGGAGACUCCUGGUAACAAGUGAAGGAACUCUUCACUCUAACUCAUUCUGUGUGCUCUGGAGCCAGAUCCUAACUUUGUGUGCGUUUGUUAAUCAAUGUCUCAAAUUAGGACUGUCCUUCUUUCAGUUCCUGUUUUGUUGAAAGCAGAGAGCCCAGUUGAGAUGGAUCAUAGUUGAUUUAGCUCUAGUCUACAUUACAACACUUUUUCAGUUUUGUUAUUUGGACCUGCUGACUGGUAUGAGCAGUAGAAAUGUGUUCUACUGUAGAACUAAUGGUAUAUUUUGUGAAUUUGAAAAUAAUGUAUGUAAAUAAGAGCUUGAUUAAGGUAAUGUUCAUUAAUCUGUCGCACCAUAAGCACAACAAAAUGAGUGUCAUAAAUUGAAAUCAAAUUAAAUAUUUGAUUAUU